Molecule: messenger RNA, 738 nt
Organism: Australozyma saopauloensis
Lineage: Eukaryota; Fungi; Ascomycota; Pichiomycetes; Serinales; Metschnikowiaceae
Gene: PDX3
Product: pyridoxamine-phosphate oxidase
Exons: 1
Coding region: 1-738 (245 amino acids)
Biological process (GO): pyridoxine biosynthetic process
Molecular function (GO): pyridoxamine phosphate oxidase activity; FMN binding
Source: RefSeq, a predicted model, not a curated record
AUGAUCCCUCGUCUUUUUUCCCGAAUUACCCGUACCAAUUGUAAUCAAAUACGUACCAUGUCCACCAACCAACCAAUCAUUUUCAACCCUCCUACCGACCAAUAUGGCAAGGCUCACUUAAACGGCAAAGAGCUUGAAUCUAGUCCUAUCACUCAAUUCCAGAAGUGGUACCAAGAAGCAACAGAGAAAGUUCCCAGAAGCGCAAUUCCAGAAAAAACCACUUUCUCUACCGCUAGAUUGCCAUCAGGUAGAGUUUCUUCUCGUGUAGUUUUGCUCAAGGAGUUGGAUCAUAGAGGUUUUAUUGUGUACUCCAAUUGGGACCAGAGCAAGAAAGCUAAGGAUUUCGAAAGCAACAAAUAUGCAUCGCUCAAUUUCUUCUGGCCAUCGCUAGAGAGACAAGUGCGUGUGGAAGGUAUCAUGGAGAAAGUUAACAGAGAGACCUCUGUGAGGUAUUUCAACACUCGUCCUAGAGGAUCCAAGAUUGGAGCCUGGGCUUCUCCGCAAUCGCAGGUUGUACAACUGAGAGACGAACUAGAUGUUCUCUACAAGCAUUAUGAGGAGAAAUUUAAAGAUCUCGCAGAUGAUGAGAUUCCAUGUCCUGAAUUAUGGGGUGGUGUUCGUAUUGUACCAUUAGAGGUAGAAUUCUGGCAAGGCGGUGCUAGUCGUUUGCACGAUAGAUUCACGUAUGUGAGAGAAGAACUCGAGGGUGAGUUUGCUGUUCAUAGAAUUUGCCCAUAG